AUUUUCAUCUCAACAAUUAACUAAAUUUACACAUUGGACUAUUUUCAUCUUGGUUUGGGAUAUUUAAUUGUUAUAAUUUAAAUUAAAUCGUCGCGAAAUAUCAAAAAUUUAAGUGCCUUACAACAAACAAUAUGAAAAUUUGUUCAAUCAUUUUUGAGCAUCCUCAUCACCUUAAUUGCCAUUAAUUUAAUUUACAACAAUUUACCUUCAACAAUUAAUCAACAACUGAAACGUUUUUAAAUUUAAUUUAAAUAAUCAUGAUUUCGUGCAACUAUUUAAGGCUCGAUAUGUUACAAUUAACUAAAGGCCAACAACAAUUAAGGCCAAUGCUUUCAGUGAUUAAGCUUCUUUGGAUGUUAAUUUGUUUACAAUUAACUUUAAAUCCUAAUAAUAUUUUUGUCAAAUCAGAUCAAUUAUCAUCAACUCCAUCUCCAUCCUCAUCCUCAUCAUCUUCAUCAGAUUCAUCAUCAUCUUACUCAGCUGAUCUGUGUUACCUUAAAGAUGGCGGAUCAUCACAAACAUUUACCGUUAAUGAAGCAACUCCAAUUAAUUCAGUAAUUGGAACUCUCCAGGUUAUUGGAAAUGUAUCUACAUCUUCGGAGGCGGAAAGUGAAAUCGAGCUUAGUUUAGCUCCGCAUCAUUCAGCUAACAGGUUGGAAAGCGGUGAUAUACCAAUAAGAAUUGAACCAAGAACCAAAGAUUUAAUUCUUAUCCGUAAAUUGGAUAAAGAAUCAAGUGAAGGUGAAUCAGGAAUUGUGAUUGGUGUUAAAUGUAGAAAAAGAUCUCAAUCAACUGAUCCAUCAAUCAUAAUACCAGUUCGAAUAAUUGUCACCGAUGCCAAUGAUCAUGCACCCGAAUUCAUAGGUACUCCUUAUAUUGUAAACAUUUCGGAAGUAACUGUACCUGGAUCAUCACUUUUCCCUGGCCACCGAAUCCGAGCCAACGAUGGCGAUUCACAGGGUCCAUUUAGUACAGUCGAGUAUUCAAUUGAAACCGGACCCUUUUCCCAUCUUGUCGCUUUCAGGGGUAGACUAGGCGGUGAUCUAGUGUUGACCGGCCCUUUAGAUUAUGAAACAUUACCCAAAUUUUGGGUAACAAUUAGAGCUCAGGAUCAAGGUGAACCUCCUUUAAGUGCAACAACAACUCUCACUGUGAUAGUAAACGAUGCCGAUGAUCAAAAUCCCCGUUUUCUUGAUGAUAAAUAUUCCCUUGUACUUCCUGAUAAUGUUCGUGAAGGUCAACCCUUAGGAAUCAAACCAAAACCUAUUAGAGCGGUUGAUCCAGACACAGAGAUAAAUUCACCCAUUGAAUAUUCAUUUAACUCUGAUUCAAGGGAAUAUUCAUAUUUUCUAAUUGAUCCUAAAUACGCUACGAUAAAGGUUAAAAGGCCACUUCCACCAACCGUAACGUUACCUUUAACCUUAGUGAUUAGAGCGACACAAACAGAUAAUCGUGAUCGUUAUGCCUUAACAACUGUGACAAUUUUAUCUCGCCGAGAAUCAAUUCUUCCUGAAAUACGUUUCACUAAAUCAAAUUAUUCCGUCUCAGUUUUAGAAAAUGUUCCUCUCGGCUCAGUCCUUUUAACCAUUGGUAUAUCAGGGCGACCUGCAACAACAGAGGUCAUCGAAUCAACUAAUCGACCAGCAUCAUCAUCAUCUUCAUCCUCUUCCACUUCUACUUCCACUUCCUCUUCCUCAGGUUUAACCUAUCAAUUAUUGGACGAUGAAGGUAAUCAUUUUGGAAUCCGAUCCAAUGGUGAAAUUAUUGUUAAAAAACCUUUAGAUUAUGAACUAAGACCUUGGUACUCGUUCCGUGUAAUGGCCUCCGAUGGAAAACAAAGUGAUGUUACUCGUGUAAACAUUUCAUUGAUCAAUGUAAACGAUCAUGAUCCACAAUUUUCUCUAUCACAUUAUACAUUCUUUGUCAACUCAGAAUCUGGACUUCGCAGUCGAUCAAUAAUCGGUGAAGUAAAAGCAACCGAUAAAGAUACAGGGGACACUCUAGAUUUUACGGUUAAAGGUCCAUUUGCACGUUCAUUUACCAUCGAUAGAAAUGGUAAAAUAUCAAUAACCUCUCUUAAAGGUUUAAAUACAAGUCAAGCUCAUCUAAUUGUAAUGGCCUCUGAUUCGGGUUCACCACCACGAUCAUCAAGUGUCCCAGUUACCGUUCAAUUUUCACCGAAUCUACUUAAAACGGGAUUAGCUCGAGCCAUUGGUGAUCCAAGUGAAUCAACUGAUCCCGAUUUACUUGGUGAUGUUGAAGAUAUCGAUGGUCGUGCCCGAUCAUCCGGUGUUAAUAUGUCUUCUCUUUUUAAUACAACCGGACAUUCAGCGAUUGUCCUUGUUAUCGUUUUAGGUGUUCUUUUAGCGACACUUUUCAUCAUUAUCAUCACAUUAACAGUUCACCUUGUUCGCCAUAGGAAAUUAAAUGAUGUUCACUCAUCAUCUGGACUAUCAUCAACAUCAACUGAUUCAUGUGCCUCAUCAACCGAUUCAGGGCAUCUUCAUCCACCACCACCUCCUACCUCACUUUCCUCGCAUCAUCUUCAUCAUCAUCAUCAUGUCUCAUCUCUUCAUCAUCCAUCAUCAGGAAUCUAUGGUAAAAUUGAUGCUCCCUCACCUCGAGGAGGUUUUUCCAUUUCUUCAUUAGCCAAAAAAUCAUCUAAAGUUAGUCCAUCAGAUACAAUAAUCAACGAUUCAACUAACCUAUUCGGUCCCACCUCAACAUUACCCACUGGUGGUUUAUUAUCAACCAAUGGAGUUGAAAAUCCAAUUUUCAACCUAUCCAAUGGCGGUGGUAAUAAUAAUACCAAUACUUUACCAAAUAAUCUUACCUCUCGUUAUUAUGGUGACAAUCGUUCAAUAGGACAUGGACCAUCUUCUGGCUCAGGUAAAUCUGAUCCAGAUUCAGCUAUAGUCAGUGAUGCAUCUUCAUCAAACGAUGCCCCACACAAUGGGUCAAAUUCAUCAUCUGCAUCAACCUCAUCAACAUCAUCCAAUUCAUCAACACACCGCCAGCAAAAGGAAACAUCAGAUUCAAUAGUUGAUUUAACCUCACCCGAAUCUCAUCUUCAUCACCAUAAUCAUCAUCAACUUUCACACCAACAACAACAACAACAUCAUCAUCAUCAUAACAAUAAUGAUAAUCGAUCUCUAAGUCCUCCUCCACCUCCAUCAAUAACUUGUACCACAACCGGAACAACGGGAGGAGGAACCGCAUCAAGAAUAUCGUUAAUUAAAUGGCCACAAGGUUCAAUACCUCGAAGAGUUAAAAAGUUAACCUGGGAAGAUGAAAGAUUUGGCUAUAAUACGAUAAUCAAUUAUGCCAAUAUUAAUAAAUCAACUUCCAACAAUCACCGUACCCAUGGUGUUAGUAACAAUAGUUCAUUUGAUUCAACAUCGGCAAACGAUUUCGAGGAAUCAAAUAAAAAUGUUUAUCAUUCAUUUGCUGCCACAAAUAAUAACAACAACAAUAAUAAUAAUACUUUUGGAAGACGAAACAAUUCAUCCAAUGAUUCAAACGGAUUAAGAUCAUCAGAUGAUUUUCGAAGGACAGAAUUGGAUCCCGAUGUAAGUGUUACACCUUUUAGAAGGUCAACAUUUUUAGGUCAAACACAUCACCACGGACUAUCAUCGAAUAACGAACCAAAGGCCAAUCUACCCGAUUUAACUGUUUACUUUUGAAACCAUUCAAAAUUCAAAAGUAUCAAGAGAAAAUCAGUUGAGAUAUAAAAGUAAACAAUUAACUCACAAAUUAUUAUUUCCUCUCCAUCAUCAUAAAUGUCCAGUCUCACCAAAUUUCUCAAUACUGACCAAUUGAAUGAUGUCCACUGAUCAUUGGACAAUUUAACAUCUCGUACGGGAUUGGACUUUUCUAUCAAGUUCCAAGAAGUCUCCCUAAUUGAGAAGACAAUUAAGAAAUAAUGGAAAGCAACAAUUAAGAGUUUAAAUUGUCAUCUCAACAAAAAGUUACUUAGUUAUCAUCACAACAAUUUAAUGAUAAAAUCUUUUUUUUUCCUGUAAAUAUAAAAAAAAACUAUUACUACCUAACUCUCCCUAAUUGAGAAGACAAUUAAGAUUGAAACAAUUAACUAAUCAACUUCUCUUAACACCCUUUGUAAAUAACAAAAAACUAAAGUUUAUUAUUAAACAGACAAAAUUAUCAAA
Messenger RNA from Panonychus citri (citrus red mite), 4166 nucleotides. RefSeq names its product protocadherin-16-like (gene Cad96Cb). Gene Ontology annotation, biological process: homophilic cell-cell adhesion. Bases 258 to 3683 code for a protein of 1141 amino acids. The record is from RefSeq and is a predicted model, not a curated record. Gene Ontology annotation, cellular component: membrane. Gene Ontology annotation, molecular function: calcium ion binding. The transcript has 2 exons. Lineage: Eukaryota; Metazoa; Arthropoda; Arachnida; Trombidiformes; Tetranychidae.